Salvelinus fontinalis (brook trout) is the source of this 5131-nucleotide messenger RNA. Its product is annotated as alpha-1A adrenergic receptor-like. The record is from RefSeq and is a predicted model, not a curated record. NCBI's taxonomy places the organism in Eukaryota, Metazoa, Chordata, Actinopteri, Salmoniformes, Salmonidae. Gene Ontology annotation, cellular component: membrane. Gene Ontology annotation, biological process: phospholipase C-activating G protein-coupled receptor signaling pathway; positive regulation of cytosolic calcium ion concentration; adenylate cyclase-activating adrenergic receptor signaling pathway. Gene Ontology annotation, molecular function: alpha1-adrenergic receptor activity. The coding region runs from base 546 to 2045 and encodes 499 amino acids. The transcript has 2 exons.
GCUAUUGCAUAUGCCUGUGAUUUAAAUUACCGGUUGAUAUAGCCAUGUGCUUCUCAGUUUCAUGAUUCCCGUAUUGGUCAGUCCUGGAAACAAUUUUGUGAGGGCAUGUCGGAUGACGUCCAGUGGCAAUAUGUUUAGGUCUGUGAAGAAAGGGGAGGAAAGGUUGUAUAUUGUGAACAUGGAUGCGGGAGGGGUCAGUCGGUGGUGUCGCUGCGUUUCGACAGCUUGUCGGUGGCAACGCUGCAGAGUAGAGAGGAGGGAACGGAGUGAGAGGCGACAGUCACGACGACUGCAGCAGCUGGUUAAAGUGAUAUAAUCUUGUGUUAUGAAAUGUAAGUUUUCCGGGAAACACCAGGGGAUUUUGGAACCACACCAUAGAAGGUCAUUGCGCUUUUUCGAUCAGUUUUGCGCUCAUUCUUAGUAAUUGUUUUAAUCUCUAAAGCCACUUGAAAUGAAGAAUACUGGUGAUUUAACAAAAGUAACAAUGUGUCUGUGUUGACCUAUGGAUUUACACUUAUCUGGUAUGGAGGAACCUGGUCAUCAACAUGAGUUUUGAUACUGCUAAUGAUGCCAACUUCUGGAGUAACGGGUCCUCGGAGCUGUACGCAGAGACACCAGGACCGUUGUCUGAAAAUAAUUCCAACUUGACCACAGCGAAUUACACAGACACGAAUCCUCUGGACCUUACCAGAGCCGUGUCAGUUGGUAUGGUUCUGGGCGCUUUCAUUUUGUUCGCAAUCGUGGGCAACAUACUCGUAAUACUUUCCGUUGUGUGCAACAGACACCUGCGUAUACCAACGAACUAUUUCAUUAUCAACCUAGCCAUUGCGGACCUGUUGCUGGGUACCACAGUGCUGCCCGUGUCCGCAACACUGGAGAUUCUCGACUACUGGGUAUUCGGAAGGAUCUUCUGUGACAUCUGGGCAGCAGUGGACGUGUUAUGUUGCACGGCCUCCAUCAUGAGCCUGUGCGUAAUAUCCAUAGACCGUUAUAUAGGCGUGCGCUACCCACUGCAGUACCCCUGUAUAGUAACGGAGAAAAGAGCCAUUUUGGCCAUGCUCGGUGUGUGGGUUCUCGCCACUGUCAUCUCCAUCGGACCUCUACUCGGGUGGAAACAACCACCCUCAAAUGAUGACACCGUUUGCCCCAUCACCGAAGAGCCCUUUUACGCAAUCUUCUCCUCCCUCGGUUCAUUUUACAUACCUCUGGCUGUCAUCCUGUGCAUGUACUGCCAGGUGUAUGUAGUUGCCAAACGGACCACUAAGAACUUGGAGGCGGGGGUCAUGAAAGAACGCAUGGACUCGAAUGAGCUCACACUCAGGAUCCACUGCAAAAACGCACAGCUGCAAGAAUACUGCGUCACGGGCAAAGGCCAGGCGCGGAGCACACUGACGGUGAAACUGCUCAAGUUCUCCCGGGAGAAGAAAGCUGCUAAAACUCUGGGUGUGGUGGUGGGCAUGUUUAUUCUCUGCUGGCUGCCAUUCUUCCUCGUGCUGCCCAUCGGGUCGUUUAACGCCGACCUGCGUCCCUCGGAGACGUUCUUCAAGGUGAUCUUCUGGCUGGGCUACUUCAACAGCUGCCUCAACCCCAUCAUCUACCCUUGCUACAGCCGAGAGUUCAAGCAGGCCUUCAUCCGCAUCCUUAAGUGCCGCUGCCAUCAGAAGAAGAAGCAGAAGGGUUGGAGGGCCUACUACAACCAACGUUCCUCUCGCCUGGGCUCCACCAAUACCUCCUACCUGAACGGAAGUCAGCAGACCCUGUCCUCCAUCAACCCCAGCCCUCGCUGUGUCAGCAAAGGGACCGGCUCUCGCCUAGAGCCUGGGUUUGACCUCAACUCCCCAUCCCCCUGCACGUCUCUGCCUGGGAGCCCCUUCAGUGGCCAGACGAGGGCCCUCCCUGGGGCUGUCUACCAGAGCGCCAGCAGAAACAACAAAGUCCACCUGCUCUCUCCCCUGGCCAGGGAGCCAGUUCAUGCCAAUGGACAGAGUAGGAAUGGAGAGGUGGAGCAUGGAUCAAUCAGGGCAACACCUGACACAAUUAUGUAAUGACUGUGUGGGGCACCAGUCAUAAGCAUGGACAAUAUCGUUUGAUAGUCUGUACUAAUGCUGGCAUGAUACUUUUUUUUUUAGAGAGACUAUACAUUGGAUCUUUGUAAAUGUCUAAAUGCAAUAUGGACAGUAGCCUAACUACUGUAGCAGUAUGGAUUGAAGAUCAAAUCAAAUGUUAUUUGUCACAUACACAUGGUUAGCAGAUGUUAAUGCGAGUGUAGCGAAAUGCUUGUCAUCACAAUGUACACAUCACAAUGUGUCCCUAAGUAUUUAUUACUAAGAAUCUGGUUGCUUCUAGUUCCAUGUCCUCCAAAUGUCCUCCUCAAUAGGUAUUUUGGACAAUUUUAGACAGAACACUGAAGUCCUCUGCUACUGCACAAGACAUUUGGUAGAACAAUGUUUGCAGCUCUGGCACAUACUAACUAGGCCCUUGAAAGACUCCAUGAAAAAGGGACCAACUGUGCCCACGUUUUGACUUGAGUUGCACUGGUCUGCAUUUGCAACAGAUACUGUAUAUAUACAGUUGAAGUCGGAAGUUUACAUACACCUUAGCCAAAUACAUUUCAACUCAGUUUUUCACAAUUUUUAACCUUUCAAUCCUAUUAAAAAUUCCCUGUCUUAGGUCAGUUAGGAUCACAACUUUAUUUUAAGAAUGUGAAAUGUCAGAAUAAUAGUAGAGAGAAUGAUUUAUUUCAGCUUUUAUUUCUUUCAUCACAUUCCCAGUGGGUCAGAAGUUUAUAUACACUCAAUUAGUAUUUGGUAGCAUUGCCUUUAAAUUGUUUAACUUGGGUCAAACGUUUCGGGUAGCCACAAGCUUCCACAAGCUUCCCACAGUAAGUUGGGUUUUGGCCCAUUCCUCCUAACAGAGCUGGUGUAUCUGAGUCAGGUUUGUAGGCCUCCUUGCUCGCACACGCUUUUUCGGUUCUGCACACACAUUUUCUAUACAAUUGAGGUCAGGGCUUUGUGAUGGCCACUCUAAUACCUUGACUUUGUUGUCCUUAAGCCAUUUUGCCACAACUUUGGAAGUAUGCUUGGGGUCAUUGUCCAUUUGGAAGACCAAUUUGCGACCAAGCUUUAACUUCCUGACUGAUGUCUUGAGAUGUUUCUUCAAUAUAUCCACAUAAUUUUCUGCCUCAUGAUGCCAUCUAUUUUGUGAAGUGCACCAGUCCCUCCUGCAGCAAAGCACCCCCACAGCAUGAUGCUGCCAUCCCCGUGCUUCACGGUUGGGAUGGUGUUCUUUGGCUUGCAAGGAUCCUCCUUUUUCCUCCAAACAUAACGAUGGUCAUUAUGGCCAAACAGCUCUAUUUUUGUUUCAUCAGACCAGAGAACAUUUCUCCUAAAAGUAUGAUCUUUGUCCCAAUGUGCAGUUGCAAACCGUAGUCUGGCUUUUUUUAAUGGCGGUUUUGGAGCAUUGGCUUCUUCCUUGCUGAGCGGCCUUUCAGGUUAUGUUGAUAUAGGACUCGUUUUACUGUGGAUAUAGAUACUUUUGUACCUGUUUGCUCCAGCAUCUUCACAAUGUCCUUUGCUGUUGUUCUGGGAUUGAUUUGCACUUUUCGCACCAAAUACGUUCAUCUCUAGGAGACAGAACGCGUCUCCUUCCUGAGCGGUAUGACGGCUGCGUGGUUCCAUGGUGUUUAUACUUGCAUACUAUUUUUUGUACAGAUGAACGUGGUACCUUCAGGCAUUUGGAAAUUGCUCUCAAGGAUGAACCAGACUUGUGGAGGUCUACAAUUUUUUUCUGAGGUCUUGGCUGAUUUCUUUUGAUUUUCCCAUGAUGUCAAGCAGAGGCACUGAGUUUGAAGGUAGGCCUUGAAAUACAUCCACAGGUACACCUUCAAUAGGCUAAUUGACAUAAUUUGAGUCAAUCAGAAGCUUCUAAAGCCAUGACAUCAUUUUUCUAGAAUUUCCCAAGCUGUUUAAAGGCACAGUCAACUUAGUGUAUGUAAACUUCUGACCCACUGAAAUUAUGAUAUAGUGAAUUAUAAGUGAAAUAAUCUGUUUGUAAACAAUUGUUGGAAAAAUUACUUGUGUCUUGCACACAGUAGAUGUCCUAACCGACUUGCCAAAACUAUCGUUUGUUAACAAGACAUUUGUGGAGUGGUUGAAAAACAAGUUUUAAUGACUCCAACCUAAGUGUAUGUAAACUCCCAACUUCAACUGUGUAUAUAUAUAUAUAUAUAUAUAUAAAGACAUGUCUCUACAAAUGUUUUUAGGGUAAAAAAAGUUUCCUUGUCAUAAUGUAUUUGCUCUAUUGUAUGUUUGGUGAAACAUUUCUGGAGUCAUGGCAUUGUGUUGAUUGACAUGGCAUGUCAUUAUUGACAUGAAUCCCAGUGUGCAUUUGGGUUUGUUCUCUCAAUUUAAGAAUCUAUUUGGAGCAUUCCAUAACAACCACUGUGUAAUGUAAUAUUUUAAUGCAUUUUUAGGUAUGUAUCGCAUGUGGUGUAUCUUGAUAUACAGUGUCUUAUAGCAGAGUUUGUAGCUCACAUCUGCUAAACUUGAGAUUUAUGUUUAUUUAUUACAAUUUAGGUGGUGAUGGAAAUGUUGUUUUAUGUAAAGGGGAAUGUACUUUUAUUCUCAAACAAUUUAGAAGGACAGUGCAGUAACAACAUAACUAUGUUGACAAAUAAAAAUGUAUCUUAAAGAUGCUCAGUGGCUGUUCAGAUGGAUCUACAGCACAUAGAUCUACAGUACAUAGAUCUACAGCACAUAGAUCUACAGCACAUAGAUCUACAGUAUAUUUAAGGAUAUUGUCAACUCAAAUGCCCUAAUUGCUCUCUUGAAAAUAUGUAGUCAUAUUAAAAUGUAUCAAUCUUAAUUCAGACCAAAUAUUAUUAUUUUUCUUAUCCCACUAUGGUGACUAUAACCAAGUGAAGGGGAACGGAAACGUAUAAUAUACUAUUUCAUUACACACACACACACACACACACACCCAUAACUCGUACCACUCACUGUACAUUCUUUCAAGACACAGAUAAGACAGCACAGAGGUGAAAUGUGUCAAAAGAAAUGGCUUAGUUGUACAUUAUGUUCUUUUGUAAAUGGUUUUGAGUGCAGAGGUUAAAUAAACUUGAUUUAUAAAUGUU